Messenger RNA from Castor canadensis (American beaver), 1124 nucleotides. RefSeq names its product fibroblast growth factor 18 (gene Fgf18). The record is from RefSeq and is a predicted model, not a curated record. Gene Ontology annotation, molecular function: growth factor activity. Lineage: Eukaryota; Metazoa; Chordata; Mammalia; Rodentia; Castoridae.
CGAUGCGCACGGCCGGAGAGACGCGGAGGAGGAGACAUGAGCCGGCGGGCGCCCAGACGGAGCGGCCGUGACGCGUUCGCGCUGCAGCCGCGCGCCCCGGCCCCGGCCCCGGCCCCGGAGCGCUGACCCUGGCCCCGCGCCCCAGCCUUGCUGCCCGCCGCGCAUGCCGCCCCCGGACUGAGCCCGGCAGCUAGCUUCCCGCGGACGCCCGGACGGCCGGCCCGCCCCGAGCCAGCUUCCCCGCAGCGGCCGGGCGCCCCCAGCACCGCGGCGGCCGCCCCGCAAGCCCCCGCGCCAGCCCGGAGGGCGCAGCGCUCGGGAGGAGCCGCGCGGGGCGCUGAUGCCGCAGGGCGCGCCGCGGAGCGCCCCGGAGCAGCAGAGUCUGCAGCAGCAGCAGCCGGCGAGGAGGCGGCGGCGGCGGCGGAGGCGCCCGGUCCCGGCCGCGAGGAGCGGACAUGUGCAGGCUGGGCUAGGAGCCGCCGCCUCCCCCCCGCCCAGCGAUGUAUUCAGCGCCCUCCGCCUGCACUUGCCUGUGUUUACACUUUCUGCUGCUGUGCUUCCAGGUUCAGGUGCUGGUGGCCGAGGAGAACGUGGACUUCCGCAUCCACGUGGAAAACCAGACGCGGGCUCGGGACGAUGUGAGCCGAAAGCAGCUGCGUUUGUACCAGCUCUACAGCCGGACCAGCGGGAAGCAUAUCCAGGUCCUGGGCCGUAGAAUCAGCGCCCGUGGCGAGGACGGGGACAAGUAUGCCCAGCUCCUCGUGGAGACAGACACCUUCGGGAGCCAGGUCCGGAUCAAGGGCAAGGAGACCGAGUUUUACCUAUGCAUGAAUCGCAAAGGCAAGCUCGUGGGCAAGCCCGAUGGCACCAGCAAGGAGUGUGUGUUCAUCGAGAAAGUGCUAGAGAACAACUACACGGCCCUGAUGUCAGCCAAGUACACGGGCUGGUACGUGGGCUUCACCAAGAAGGGGCGGCCCCGCAAGGGCCCCAAGACCCGGGAGAACCAGCAGGACGUGCACUUCAUGAAGCGCUACCCCAAGGGGCAAGCCGAGCUGCAGAAGCCCUUCAAGUACACCACGGUGACCAAGCGGUCACGGCGGAUCCGCCCCACGCACCCCGGCUAG